This is a messenger RNA of Neltuma alba, 515 nucleotides long. RefSeq names its product indole-3-acetic acid-induced protein ARG7. Bases 1 to 375 code for a protein of 124 amino acids. Lineage: Eukaryota; Viridiplantae; Streptophyta; Magnoliopsida; Fabales; Fabaceae. The record is from RefSeq and is a predicted model, not a curated record. The transcript has a single exon. Gene Ontology annotation, biological process: response to auxin.
AUGAAGAAAGAGUUUCUGAGAGGGUGCCUUCAUAAGUGGAAGGAAAUGAAGAGUCGAGUCAUACCCUGUAGUGCCUGUGAGUGUUGUCGUAAAUGGGCUUUAGGGUCGUCCAUGCGUGAAAGAAGAUCAAUCCCAAGUGAUGUCCCGAAGGGUCACCUUGUUGUCUAUGUAGGGGAGAAUUUCAAGAGAUUUGUAAUCAAGGUCACUUUACUAAACCAUCCACUCUUCAAGGCAUUGCUGGAUCAAGCUCGGGAGGAAUACGAUUUUGUUUCUUAUUCAAAACUUUGCAUCCCUUGCGACGAGCAUCUUUUCCUCAGUGUCCUUCGCUGUGCUAGCUCUCUGAACAAGAUGAAAGGAGCGAGUCUCUGUGUUUGAUAAAUCAGACGUUGAGAUAUUAAUUGCGUCCAGUUUCUUUCUAACAAGUAUGCUGAUCUAUAAUAUGUAGCCAUAAUACGUUGUGGUUAGAUGUAGGCACAAGUGUCAUUUAGCUCACCUGUGUAAAUCAAUUCUAUUUG